This is a messenger RNA of Prunus armeniaca (apricot), 360 nucleotides long. The record is from the annotation of a GenBank genome assembly. NCBI's taxonomy places the organism in Eukaryota, Viridiplantae, Streptophyta, Magnoliopsida, Rosales, Rosaceae.
AUGAAGGAAGUAGUGAGAGCAGAGGUUCUUAAGCUCUUGGAUGUUGGCAUCAUCUACGCCACCUCAGAUAGCAAAUGGGUGAGUCCAAUUCAUGUUGUGCCUAAGAAGAGUGGAAUCACAGUGAUGAAAAAUGAAGAGAAUGAGCUUGUUCCUACCAGGCUCACCACAGAUGGUUAUAGUGGUUAUAAUCAGAUUGCUAUAGCACCAGAGGACCAGGAGAAGACCACAUUCACAUGCCCUUAUGGCACAUUUGCAUACAGAAGGAUGCCAUUCGGAUUGUGUAAUGCACCUGCCACAUUCCAGAGGUGCAUGAUGAGCGUAUUUUCAGACAUGGUGGAGAGGAAGAUGCCCUAUUUAUAG